Messenger RNA from Gilbertella persicaria, 1235 nucleotides. RefSeq names its product FAS1 domain-containing protein. The transcript has 3 exons. The coding region runs from base 85 to 1161 and encodes 358 amino acids. The record is from RefSeq and is a predicted model, not a curated record. Lineage: Eukaryota; Fungi; Mucoromycota; Mucoromycetes; Mucorales; Choanephoraceae.
CUUUUUUCUUUUUGGUUACUAAACUUAAAUAUAAAAAGGGCUCAACUUUUCAACUUUAUUUUCUUUGAUAAUCAUACAAUUACAAUGCAAUUGCUUAAAGUUAUUUCCCUUACUCUUCUCGGUGUAUCCUUUGCUUCUGCUCAAAAUAGCAGUGCUCCUUUGGGUGAUAAUUCCAAGACUCUUACUCAACUCUUGACUACUCCCAACAAUAAUUUUGGUGUCGACAAGUUUGUUGCUCUUCUUACUUCUGAUCCUGGCUAUGCUCCCAUUAUCCAAUUAUUGAACUCUACUGACAACAACUUCACGGCCUUUAUCCCUAAUGAUAGAGCCAUUACUCGCUUGAGUUCCAUGUACAAGUCUUAUGCCAGAAAGCAAAAUAUGACUGUUCAUGGUGAUUACCCUCCUGCCAAUUUCUCCAUCAGCAACAUCACUGCUGCUGAUAUUGUCACUUAUCACGUUGCCAAUGGUUCUUAUCAACUCUCCAACUUUACUUGGAAUGCCAAUGCUAUCCCUUCCUUAUUGAAUAACUCUGAACUUGAUCCUCUUGGUAAUGGUCUUCCUCUUUUGGUUACUAGCAAUGUCACUGCUGAAAGAAUUGCCAACAGUUCCUGGUUUAACUACAACCGUCAAUAUCUCAAGUAUCAAGUCGGUAAUGGUUUGAAAGGUGCCAAUGUCAGAGUCAAGGAUGUUGGCGCCUCUAAUGGUUGGGCCAAUGUGAUUGACUCAGUUUUGAUGCCACCUGGUAAACCAUCUACUGUCUUGUCCAAUGACAGUGACACCAAAAUUCUUUUCAACCUUGUCAAGCAACAUCCUGAUCUUGUCAACACUUUAAACAAUGGAAGUAACUUUACUUUGCUUGCUCCAAACAAUAAUGCUUUAAGAGGUGUUGAUUUCAAAUCUCUUAGCAAUGACACUAUCAAGAGCAUUAUUCUCACUCAUGUCAUCCCUGGUAUCUAUUAUUCUUCCAACAUCAGUUUAGCUGCCGCUCAAAACAAUGGUAAUAUCUCUGUGUCUACUUUGAACAACUACACUUUGCCUAUCUCUGUCAACGGAUCAAGAAUCCUUAUUAAUGACACUGCUCGCGUUGUUGACCCCAAUGUCCUCUUUAACAAUGGUGUCAUGCAUGUUAUUAACAAGCUUCUUAUGCCACCUUCUGCUUAAAAUUUGGAUACAAUACAACUUUUUUUCUUUCUACUCUUACUUAAUAAAAACCAAUAAUGUCCAUGAUAUAAAAA